CGCCCACCCCUCGGCCAGCCCGCCCCGGGGACCGCGCCGCCCGAGCCCGGGCCGCCUCCCUCGCCAGGGCCGGGGCAGCAGCCGGCCGGGGGCGGGUCCUCCACCACCAUGCGGGGCGAGCUCUGGCUCCUGGUGCUGGUGCUCAGGGAGGCUGCCCGGGCGCUCAGCCCCCAGCCCGGAGCAGGUAAGGAUGCAGAUCGAGGCUCUGGAUGGGCCACCAAGGGGACCACGCAGGGCUGGAAUCGGAGAGCCCGAGAGAGCCCUGGGCAGGUGUCGGAGCCGGACAGGACCCAGCUGAGCCAGGACCUGGGUGGAGGCACCCUGGCCAUUGACACACUGCCGGAUAACGGGACCAAGGUCGUGGAGGACAACCACAGCUACUAUGUGUCCCGUCUGUACGGCCCCAGUGAGCCCCGCAGCCGGGAGCUGUGGGUGGACGUGGCUGAGGCCAACCGGAGCCAAGUGAAGGCCCACAGAAUCCUCUCCAACACCCACCGGCAGGCUUCGAGAGUGGUCUUGUCCUUCGAUUUCCCUUUCUACGGGCAUCCUCUGCGGCAGAUCACCAUAGCAACCGGAGGCUUCAUCUUCAUGGGUGACGUGAUCCAUCGGAUGCUCACAGCUACUCAGUACGUGGCCCCUCUGAUGGCCAACUUCAACCCUGGCUACUCCGACAAUUCCACAGUUGCUUACUUUGAUAAUGGGACUGUGUUUGUGGUCCAGUGGGACCACGUCUACCUCCAAGGCCGGGAGGACAGGGGCAGCUUCACCUUCCAGGCAGCUCUGCACCGUGACGGCCGCAUCGUUUUCGGCUACAAAGAGAUCCCUAUGUCAGUCCUGGAAAUCAGCUCCUCCCAGCACCCCGUCAAGGCAGGCCUGUCAGACGCCUUCAUGGUUCUCAAUCCAUCCCCAGAAGUACCAGAAUCUCGGCGAAGGACCAUCUUCGAAUACCACCGUGUGGAGCUGGACCCCACCAAAAUCACCAGCAUGUCGGCCGUGGAGUUCACGCCAUUGCCAACCUGCCUGCAGCAUCGGAGCUGUGACGCCUGCAUGUCCUCGGACCUGACCUUCAACUGCAGCUGGUGCCAUGUCCUCCAGAGAUGCUCCAGUGGCUUUGACCGCUACCGCCAGGAGUGGCUGACCUACGGCUGUGCCCAGGAGGCAGAAGGCAGGACGUGUGAGGACUUCCAGGACGAGGACCACUACUCGUCUUCCCCCGAGAGCUCCUUCAGCCCCUUUGAAGGAGACCUCACCACCACCUCCUCCUCCCUGUUCAUCGACAGCCUCACCACGGAAGAUGACACCAAGUUGAAUCCCUAUGCAGGAGAAGAUGGCCUUCAGGACAACCUGUCCCCCAAGACAAAGGGCCCCCCCGUGCACCUGGGCACCAUUGUGGGCAUCGUGCUGGCGGUCCUCCUUGUGGCGGCCAUCAUCCUGGCGGGCAUUUACAUCAAUGGCCACCCCACCUCCAACGCUGCACUCUUCUUCCUCGAGCGGAGACCCCACCGCUGGCCGGCCAUGAAGUUCCGCAACCACCCCAACCACUCCACCUACACAGAGGUCGAGCCCUCGGGCCACGAGAAGGAGGGCUUCGUGGAGGCCGAGCAGUGCUGAGGGCAUCGGCUCUCUCCUUGGAAGAGUAGGAACGAAGACCCAGGCACCCCAAAAAAGAUGAGUCAAGGCAACGCAGAGAAGUGACUUUCCCUGGCCUCCUCCGAACAUACCCUGGCUGGGAAGAUGAGACAGUGGUUUGUGGUGCCAGGGCACCCCAGAUAUUGAAGCAAUGGGCAGAAAAGCAACCCCACUGAGUUGGUAAGGAACAAUAACCUGAUUUCAUCCUGUUUUGAUGCAAGGGGUCUCCCUUUCCGGGUCUCUCGGUGGUCUACUCUGUAGCUGCCCAGAAGCCCCUCCCACCCGGUCCUGGUCACCCAACAACCCUGCAUACGACACAAGAGAACUAAACUCUAGAUUGGGGCACCGUGUGCCAGGGUCCAUAGACUCAAGAGCUGGUCCUCGUGGCUAUGGAUUCGUUUGUGUGUUCAGCCCCAGCUUCUGUGUCUCCAGGAGUCUGAAGAAGGAGUUCUUCCCAACUGUUACACACAGGUCUGACUCCCCCAGCCCUCCAUCAAGGCUUCGCUCCUCCACUUGCCCUAUCUGCUGAGAACGGGUACUUCUGCAUCGAACGUGUGUGCCGCCCGCGUCUCAGCCGUCACGCAGCGGUGGCCCAGCCUCGGCCUGGCGAGCCGAGCUGUGCGCGGCCACGUCUGCAGCAGCUCUUUAUUCCCUUGGCACGUUUGGUGUCCGUUACAUUCACUGGCCUGUUCUGGCGGUGCCACUAAGUCCCUCCAAAGGCAGGGCUUGCCUGAUGAGCAUUUUUCCUCCUCUGAGCUGGAAUUUUAUAGCCAUUAAAGAUGAACAGGGUGACGAGAGGGCUUCUUGAGACUACCCAGCAGGGAACUUCACUUGGAUUCUGUUGAGAAGCAAAGCCACCAGAACGGUUGGGACAGAGGAAGCUGGCGCUGGAAGGAGGGACUUUGUAUGGAAAACCUUGACCUGGACAGUUGCUGCCAUCUCCCCAACUCUGCUGGGUGUUUCUGGGGCAGAGAGUUUAGGCUCCCAAACUUAACAUAGUUUUAAGGGAGUUCUGUCCAGCGAUGAGUUGGGGCUCCUUCUGAAGUGCAUUUAAAAUUAAAAUCUAUAGCUUGCCCUCAUUCAAAGAAAAAAAUAGCAGCAGCAAAUAAACGUUAAAAUCACAGUC
Molecule: messenger RNA, 2755 nt
Organism: Equus caballus (horse)
Lineage: Eukaryota; Metazoa; Chordata; Mammalia; Perissodactyla; Equidae
Gene: PLXDC1
Product: plexin domain containing 1
Source: RefSeq, a predicted model, not a curated record